Messenger RNA from Ustilaginoidea virens, 1518 nucleotides. RefSeq lists its product as uncharacterized. The record is from RefSeq and is a predicted model, not a curated record. The transcript is spliced from 3 exons. Lineage: Eukaryota; Fungi; Ascomycota; Sordariomycetes; Hypocreales; Clavicipitaceae. The coding region runs from base 1 to 1518 and encodes 505 amino acids.
AUGAAGAGCGCCCAUUUCCUCAUCGCCUGGGUCGCCGCCGCGGUCCUCUCCGCAUCGAACAGCCGGUUCGGAAUCCAUCUGCCAGAGCAGCCUGUUGUUGACACCCGCGAAGGCGAAUCUGACCUCUUUGGGCCAGAGGAGCCGGUCUUUGACCCCCGCGAAUUUGAACUCUUUGGGCAAGAGGAACCCGUCGACACCUCCCGCAAAGGCCAGUUCGGAAUCCAUCUGCCGGAGGAACCCGUUGUCGACCCCCGCAAAGGCCAGUUCGGAAUCCAUCUGCCAGAGCAACCUGUGAUUGACCCCCACCAAGGCGAAUCUGACCUCUUUGGGCCAGAGGAACCGGUCUUUGACCCUCGCGAAUUUGAACUCUAUGGGCAAGGGGAACCCGUCGACACCUCCCGCAAAGGCCAGUUCGGAAUCCAUCUGCCAGAGCAACCUGUGAUUGACCCCCGCGAAGGUGAAUCUGACCUCUUUGGGCCAGAGGAACCGGUCUUUGACCCCCGCGAAUUUGAACUCUUUGGGUCAGAGGAACCCGUCGACAACUCCCGCAAAGGCCAGUUCGGAAUCCAUCUGCCCGAGCAACCCGUCGUCGACCCCCAAAAAGGCCAGUUCGGAAUCCAUCUGCCCGAGCAGCCCGUCGUCGACCCCCGCAAAGGCCAGUUUGAAACCCAUCUGCCCGAGCAACCCGUCGUCGACCCCCAAAAAGGCCAGUUCGGAAUCCAUCUGCCCGAGCAGCCCGUCGUCGACCCCCGCAAAGGCCAGUUUGAAACCCAUCUGCCCGAGCAGCCCGUCGUCGACCCCCGCAAAGGUCAGUUCGGAAUCCAUCAGCCAGAGGAACCAGUCGACAACUCCCGCAAUGGCCAGUCUGGAAUCCAUCUGCCCGAGCAGCCCGUCGUCGGCCCCCGAAAAAAACGCCGCCCCGGCCCCCCAAAAGGCCGCCCCAUGCGCCGAAAAGGCCAAUCCGGCCUCGAUAUGACCGCUCCCGCCGCCUAUAAGCCCACCCGACUCGACGACGGGAUGAUUCCCUCCAUCCCGAUCCGCACGCCGCCGCUGCCCACCCCAAUCGCAGUUCGCCAUGGCAUGUGGUGGUAUGAAGGGAUAUGCGACGAGACCGUGCACAUGUGCUACUGGCACGCCGUGGUGAAGAGCGGGGAGCCCCGCAAGAGAUCCGGCAAGCAUUUCUACUUCUUGAGUGCACUCCGGCACACAUACUGCAGGCUUGGCAGCCCGUGCGAGGGCCGGCACGCGCCGUGCUGGGCGAACAGGCAGGGUCCCGGCGAGAAUGCCUACUGCACCGCUGAGAGCAUCCCCGAUUUUAUUCGCGUCGGGAUCGAGAGAAGGAGGGCGCAGAAAGCGAAGGAGGAGGCGGAGAGAGCGAAGGAGGAGGCGGAGAGAGCGAAAGCGACCCGGGUCGUGGCGGCAGCGACCAAAGCCAAGGCGGAAGCGACCCGGACAAACGAAUGGGACCCCUUCUAUGAAGAUUUCGAUGCGCUGGAGGAAAGGGUAUGGGGCUCGUGA